Messenger RNA from Trichoderma asperellum CBS 433.97, 456 nucleotides. Lineage: Eukaryota; Fungi; Ascomycota; Sordariomycetes; Hypocreales; Hypocreaceae. The record is from RefSeq and is a predicted model, not a curated record.
AUGGAACGCUCCGUCUACCGGAGCGGGCCUUGCGGUGGCACGGGUACCAGAACGACAGGGAGGCCACGGUGCGAUAGCGCGCUGGCUGGAGGUACUUGCGUCGUGGGAGAGGAAAACAGCCGCGGGCAGGUACUUUGCAGAGGGCCGUGGAGUUGUCCAGCUCGCUGUGUAUCUCCAAACGGGCCUGGCAACAAAACACCACCAACGCCCGCAGCGUCAACACCGCGGCGGCAACAUCAGCAACACGACGACGACACGACGCGACCCAUAGCCGCAGCCGCACUCGCACCGCAUCUCGCGAUCGCCAUGCCCCAACACCAUCGACAUCGCCAACCAUCUCAUCCCGGCAGUGGCCGGCCUUUGUAUGGCCCGUCGUGCCAGGGCAUGGCAACUUCGGUGAAAGUCGUGGCUCUGGAUCUCUCCCUCGCCCUGGCUCUGCCAACCCGUGCAGUCUGA